This is a messenger RNA of Peromyscus californicus insignis, 1878 nucleotides long. RefSeq names its product T cell receptor alpha chain MC.7.G5-like. NCBI's taxonomy places the organism in Eukaryota, Metazoa, Chordata, Mammalia, Rodentia, Cricetidae. The record is from RefSeq and is a predicted model, not a curated record. The coding region runs from base 1 to 828 and encodes 275 amino acids. The transcript is spliced from 7 exons. Gene Ontology annotation, biological process: response to bacterium.
AUGGCCAACCUCUGUGGAGCCGUGCUGUUGGUUCUGUGGCUUCUGCCAGAAUGGGUAAAGAGUCAAGAGAAGAAUGAUGGCCAGCAGGUUAAGCAAAAUUCUCCAUCUCUGACUGUUCAAGAAGGAGGGAUUUCUAUCCUGAAUUGUGACUACAAUAAUAAUAUGUUUGACUAUUUUGCUUGGUACAAAAAGUAUCCUGCCAACAGCCCUACAUUCCUGAUAUCUCUCCGUUCAAAUGUGGAUAAGAAUGAAGAUGGAAGAUUCACAAUCUUCUUCAGCAAAAGCGGCAAACAUUUCUCACUGCACAUUGCAGCCUCUCAGCCCGGAGACUCAGCAAUGUACUUCUGUGCCGCAGGUGAUAAUAAUGCAGGCGCCAAGCUCACCUUUGGAGGGGGAACAAGGUUAAUGGUCAAACCCUACAUCCAGGACCCAAAACCAGCAGUAUACCAGCUGAGAGAUCCUAAGUCCAAGAACAGCAGCAUCUGCCUGUUCACCGACUUCGAUUCUCAAAUCAAUGUGUCAAAGGACAUGGCGUCUGAAGUGUUCAUCUCUGACAAGACUGUGCUGGACAUGAGGUCUAUGGAUUCCAAGAGCAACGGAGCAAUUGCCUGGAGCAACCAAAAUAGUUUCAACUGUAAAGAUGCCUUCAAGGAGAACGCCUCCUACCCCAGUUCAGACAUUCCCUGUGAUGCCAAGUUGAUAGAGAAAAGCUUUGAAACAGAUAUGAACCUAAACUUUCAAAACCUGUCAGUGAUGGGACUCCGAAUCCUACUCCUGAAAGUGGCCGGAUUUAACCUGCUCAUGACGCUGCGGCUGUGGUCCAGUUGAGGUCGGCAAGACGGAAAGAGGCUGAACUCCCCAGCUCCUUCCUCUUCAUCACCCCUCCUCUCCCUCUUCAAGCAAAAAGGAGCCCUCCCACCCCAUAAAGAAGGCUCUCGGUCUGACUGGCUCACAAUCCCGCCGCCGCCGCCGACUGGAUCUCCUGACUUUGUGAAGGAGAUUGCUGAACAGCUGCUAAGAGCUACUAUACCUACUGCUGCUGGCCAUUCACAGGAAAGGCAGGGGCUGCGACUUCUCCUGGAUAUGAAGACCCCCCACUCCCCCGCUUCCCCACCACCCCACCCCAUCCCAUGACAGAUCCCCAGUAGAAUCUCUUGGACCGCAGCUCCCGGAGAAUGUUGUAAAGAACAUGUUUUGGUUUUUGUUAUAAAGCAUCCAUAAAGAACUCCACAUUACCCUUUCCUCAAGGUGUAGAAAAGAUGACCUCAUUGUCUAGACCUUCCCUGCUACCGUGUGUGUCUGACCCACAUUGUAUAUCGUUCUGCUGCCCAUGACUUCAUUAAAGAUGACUCAGAAGAGCAGAAACUGUGAUCCUAUUUGACUGGGUUUGGUGGGGGCAUUUUCACGCUGCUUAUCACCAGCUGGGCAGAGAGAAACCGAAGUACGGGGAUAUCACGCAGCCCAGCCUCUUCUCGGAAUGAACUCUUAAAAAUUCCACUAAGCAAGCUGUGCCAAGGGCCAGGGAGCUCCUUUUACAAGUGUGUGUGUCCCGCUCACCCCACACCUCAGACGCGGGAGGGGUGUCCUAAGUUGUAGCUGAAACUUACCAGACAAGAAUGACAAGUAUCCCCAACAUCGUCACCCACUGGCUCCUGCCCUCCAGGGACACAUUCUUUUGCUUUCACACUCAGAUUGACUUGUCGCUGAAACUGUGUUUUACCCUAUAAACCGAUGGCUGCGACUUGGCCAAGUAGGUGUCCUAAACUCUCACCUCCAGCAGCAGCGGGGGUCCCUGGGGCCUCCCAGCACACCUCUCUCUGCCCAGCCUCUGCCGUCGGUGGUCUCCUCUCCCCAAGGGUAGGGAUUCUGAUGGGAAUA